CGAGUGUCCCGCAUGCCCGUCCGUUUGGACUGAUUGGAUUAUUGGGUGAUGGCAACUCCGCCACUAGCUUCAUCCAAACUCCUGCGGACUGGAAUCGCUACAGCCCAGAACCUCUCUCUCAAUUCUCAUUCUCGCCUUUCGAGGUCCUGACCUCUCCACCUUCCCUUCAUUCCGCCUCAUCCCACCCCCUCGCCUCGGGAUUAAUCCUGUUCCGCUAAUACCCCGUCUUCCUGCCGCGUUCCGUCCGUGAGAAGAGUCUGUCGUUCAUCGCCAGUGCGGGUACGCACUUUUUUCCCUACAUGGACAACGUCCCAGACAGUGAGAUGCUCGUCGACGAAUAUGAGCAGUACCACAAUGACAGAACCGACGAAGUCGUCGUCUCUCGGUCUGGUUCGGAGGACCUGGAGCCAGAGCCUCUUGCCGAUGACCAUGCAGCAAUGAUGGCCCGGAUCCUCCCGAAGGACCCCGAUCUGGAAACCGAAGAUGAGACCUAUCACACAUGGCAUAUCCAGGAUUGGCGGAAACUUAAGAAGAAGGAGCACGGCCCGGUCUUCCAGUGCGCCGGCUUUCCUUGGCGGGUCCUGUUCUUCCCAUACGGAAAUCAUGUCGAGCACGCAUCGUUCUAUCUGGAGCAUGCCUGGGAAAACGAGCCCCCGGCGAACUGGUAUGCUUGCGUUCAGUUUGCUCUGGUCCUGUGGAACGUGAAUGACCCGUCGAUGUACAUCUCCCAUGUCGCCACACAUCGGUUCAAUUCGGAUGAGGGAGACUGGGGCUUUACUCGAUUCUGUGAGCUACGCCGGCUCUUUAGCAUGCCGUGGGAGGGCCGUGGGGUUCCUCUGGUGCAAAACGAAGAAGCCCGUGUCACAGCCUAUGUCCGCGUGGUCAAGGACCCGACCGGUGUUUUAUGGCACAGCUUUCAGAACUAUGAUUCGAAGAAGGAAACCGGCAUGGUCGGGUUGAAGAACCAGGGUGCGACCUGUUACCUCAAUUCGCUUCUGCAAUCUCUGUACUUUACCAAUUCCUUCCGAAAGGCCGUCUAUGAAAUUCCGACGGAGGCAGAAGCCUCAAGAGACAACAGCGCCUGGACGCUCCAGAGACUGUUCUACAACCUCCAAACAAACGAGAACUCUGUGUCGACCACUGAGCUCACAGCGUCCUUUGGCUGGGAGUCUAGACAAAUAUUUGAGCAACAGGAUGUUCAGGAACUCUCGCGGAAACUCAUGGAGAGGAUGGAGGAGAAGAUGAAAGGCACGCCGGCGGAAAAAGCUCUUCCGGAACUCUUCGUCGGAAAAACGAAAACCUACAUCUCCUGCAUCAAUGUCGACUACGAAUCAUCGCGCGUGGAAGACUUUUGGGAUAUCCAACUUAAUGUCCGAGGCAACAAGACCCUCGAUGACAGUUUCAAAGACUACAUUCAGGUGGAGACACUCGAGGGCGAGAACAAGUACGAUGCCGGUCAGCCAUACGGCCUCCAAGACGCAAAGAAAGGUGUCAUCUUCGAGAGCUUUCCUCCUGUCCUGCACCUUCACUUGAAGCGAUUCGAGUAUGACAUCCAUCGCGACGCCAUGAUGAAGAUCAACGACCGUCACGCUUUCCCCAUGGAGUUCGAUGCCACUCCGUACCUUUCCAACGAUGCCGAUAAGUCGGAGCCCUGGAUCUACCAGUUGCAUGGUGUCCUGGUGCACAGUGGCGACCUCAAUGCUGGCCAUUAUUAUGCCUUUUUGAAGCCUACUAAAGACGGGUUCUGGUACCGGUUCGACGACGACCGGGUGACCCGGGCUACUGACAAGGAGGUUCUCGAGGAGAACUACGGUGGCGAAUAUGAACUGGCCAACGGAGCGGCCGGUGUCAGACAGCCUUACACCCGCGGGUUAUCGACAAAACGUUCAAUGAACGCUUACAUGUUGGUGUAUAUUCGGAAGACCAGAUUAGAUGAUGUACUCUUGCCUAUCACGAAAGACGAAGUCCCCUCUCACAUCGAGCAACGGCUUGUGGAGGAGCGAGUUGAGUUGGCACGCCGGAAGAAAGAACGUGAGGAGGCCCACUUGUAUAUCAAUGUUGGCGUUCUGAGCGAAGAGUCUUUCAGGUCUCACCACGGGUUUGAUCUCACGAGUACUGAGCUCCCGGCAAGUGACCCUGCGGUGCCCAAGCAGUACAGAAUCCUUCGAGCCCAGACAGUCCGAGAAUUCGCACACCAACUUGCGGAAGAGGAGGGGGUUGAUCACGAGCGGGUCCGUUUCUGGGUCAUGGUGAACCGGCAGAACAAGACGACUCGUCCCGACCAAGUCAUCAAAGAUCAGGACAUGACAGUUGAAGAGGCCUAUAACCGAUAUGGCACCAAAGGAAAUCCGUUCAAGGUUUGGAUGGAGGUUGGACAGCCUUCCGCAGAUGGAACCGUCUCCUGGCCUGACAGCAACUCGGUACUGGUCUUCCUGAAGCAUUUCGACGCGCCUUCACAAAUCAUUUCGGGUGUCGGUGCCGUCUACGUGCGCAAAACCCAGAAGGUUGCUGACCUUGCCCCUGCAAUCCUUGAGAAGAUGGGCUGGCCUGCGGGCACCGAGUUUAUGCUGUACGAAGAGAUCAAACAUAACAUGAUCGACGUCAUGAAACCCAAACAGACAUUCCAGCAGUCUGAGAUACAGGAUGGAGACAUCAUCACUUUCCAAAGAACGAUCAAGGACUCGGAACUGCCGGCCAGUGCACUGUACACGGACGCAAGACAGUAUUACGAUUAUCUUCUGAACCGGAUCAAUGUCACUUUUGCUCCCAUCAAGGCUGAUGAAGGCGACGAGUUUACUCUAACCCUGAGCCGCAAGAUGACCUACGACCAAUUCUCAAAGAAGGUCGGCGAGCAUCUGAACGUGGAGUCGACACACUUGCGCUUUGCCCCGGUUCUCGCGAGCACUGGCAAGCCGAAAUCAUUCAUUAAACGGAAUCCCAACCAAGCCAAUCAGACCUUGUAUCAUAUCACUGGUGGGCAACCAAGUGCUUACGCGUACAGCAUGCAUCGCCAGGAUGCCCUGUAUUAUGAGGUGUUGGAAACGAGCUUGAGUGACUUCGAGUCCAAGAGUUGCCUGAAGGUCACAUGGCUCCCCGAAGGCAUCACCAAAGAGCAAGUGGUGGAGGUGUUGGUUCCUCGCGACGGAACCAUCGCAGAUCUCAUUGCCGGACUGCAGAAAAAAGCGAGCCUAGACGACGAGACCGUCCGCGAAAUACGUGUCUACGAGUCCCACGGCGGAAAGAUCUACAGGGAUUUCCAAGAAGGAUCGAAGAUUACUGGCAUUAACGAAUUCGUGUCACUAUACGCCGAAAGAGUUCCCGAAGAUGAGGUUAACAUGCAGGGCGGCGAACGGACGAUAAAUGCCUUCAAUUUCGAUCGUGAGGUCAACCGGCCGCACGGUGUACCCUUCAAGUUCGUCAUGAAGCCGGGUGAAAUCUUCAAGCAGACCAAGGAGCGACUGUCCAAGCGCACGGGCAUCAAGGGCAAGCAGUUUGAAAAGAUCAAGUUUGCUGUUGUGUCGCGCAACAUGUACUCCAACCCGCGUUACGUGGAAGACGAUGACAUCCUCUCCGACAUCAUCGGUGAUUCGGACGACCUGCUUGGUCUCGAGCAUGUAAAUAAGAACCGCAACUUUUGGAGCCGGAGUGAAUCGUUCUUCAUCCGAUAGAUGGGGCUGGUUUGAUGGUUACGUUUGUGCAUGUCUCAUUCUGCUGGACAGUCCACCUUACGAAUGGUAGGCAAUGCAUACUAUUAUGGACAUACGGAGGACGCAUGCUGCCCAGAUGAUUCGACUUACGAUGAAAGGCGAAAAAAAAAACAAUAUGUUAUACAUGAUGAAUAAGGUGUUUCGCUGCGUGGUGGUCCUGUCCGUUAGCUUAGAAGGGCAGGCCUCAUGGGCUCGUUAUGAUGUGUUUUUACCAACUGGAAUUGAUGUAUGAC
Messenger RNA from Aspergillus sclerotioniger CBS 115572, 3940 nucleotides. Its product is annotated as ubiquitin-specific protease UBP15. Lineage: Eukaryota; Fungi; Ascomycota; Eurotiomycetes; Eurotiales; Aspergillaceae. The transcript has 11 exons. Gene Ontology annotation, biological process: regulation of protein stability; protein deubiquitination. The record is from RefSeq and is a predicted model, not a curated record. Gene Ontology annotation, molecular function: protein binding; cysteine-type endopeptidase activity; cysteine-type deubiquitinase activity. The coding region runs from base 300 to 3668 and encodes 1122 amino acids. Gene Ontology annotation, cellular component: cytosol; nucleus.